UGGUGAUUUGGACUCGUACGGCAGCAGAUCGUCGGUACAAGCACGAGAUGUUUCCUUCACAUACAGUCCUAUAGCGGCUAAUUCGGUUUUAUAAACCCGGUAUCGCGAAGAACAGCGGCUAAACACCAUCCGGGAGCUUAAUCUGCUCCGACUGAAGUCAAUCCAGCCUGUUUGGUGUAUUACACGGAUCAGUUCGGCGUCUGUAUUCAUGUUAUUGCGGGCAUUAUAUUGUUGAAUAUAACAGAUAAUCAUGGCGAGUGACUCUCCUGCGAGGAGUCUGGAUGAGAUCGACCUGUCUGCUCUGCGGGACCCUGCGGGCAUAUUUGAGCUGGUGGAGCUCGUGGGAAAUGGGACCUAUGGACAAGUAUAUAAGGGACGUCAUGUUAAGACCGGCCAGCUCGCUGCAAUCAAGGUCAUGGAUGUCACAGGGGAUGAGGAGGAGGAGAUCAAAGCUGAGAUCAACAUGCUAAAAAAAUACUCCCACCAUCGAAACAUCGCCACCUACUAUGGUGCCUUCAUCAAGAAGAAUCCACCUGGCAUGGAUGACCAGCUCUGGCUGGUGAUGGAGUUUUGUGGUGCUGGUUCAGUGACAGACCUGAUAAAGAACACCAAAGGAAACUCUCUGAAGGAGGAGUGGACGGCCUACAUCUGCAGAGAGAUCCUCAGGGGUCUGACCCACUUGCAUCAACAUAAGGUCAUUCAUCGUGAUAUCAAAGGUCAGAACGUUUUGCUCACGGAAAAUGCGGAAGUCAAACUAGUUGAUUUUGGUGUGAGUGCACAGUUGGACCGUACUGUGGGUAGGAGGAACACUUUUAUUGGCACUCCAUAUUGGAUGGCUCCAGAGGUCAUAGCCUGUGAUGAGAACCCAGACGCCACAUAUGACUUCAAGAGUGAUCUGUGGUCGCUGGGAAUUACGGCUAUUGAGAUGGCAGAAGGAGCCCCUCCGCUGUGCGAUAUGCAUCCUAUGCGAGCACUUUUCCUCAUACCCAGAAACCCAGCGCCUCGUCUCAAGUCCAAGAAGUGGUCUAAAAAGUUCCAGUCGUUCAUUGAGAGCUGUUUAUUGAAGAAUCACAACCAGAGACCCAGUACUGAACAGCUCAUGAAACAUCCCUUCAUCAAAGACCUUCCCAACGAGAGACAGGUCCGAAUCCAGCUCAAAGACCACAUUGACCGGACCAAAAAGAAGAGAGGAGAGAGGGACGAGACAGAAUAUGAGUACAGUGGAAGUGAAGAGGAGGAGGAAGAGCGAGACAUAGGAGAGCCGAGCUCUAUCAUAAACAUCCCUGGGGAAUCGACCCUGAGGCGGGACUUCCUGCGUCUACAGUUGGCCAAUAAGGAGCGCUCCGAAGCCCUGAGGAGACAACAGCUGGAACAGCAACAGAACGAGGAACACAAGCGCCAACUACUGGCAGAGAGGCAGAAGCGCAUCGAGGAGCAGAAGGAGCAAAGGAGGAGAUUAGAGGAGCAACAGCGACGGGAGAGAGAUCUCCGGAAACAGCAGGAGAGAGAGCAGAGGAGGCGCUAUGAGGAGAUGGAGCAGCUCCGGAGAGAGGAGGAGAGGAGGCAUGCUGAGAGGGAGCAGGAGUAUAUCCGCCGGCAGUUAGAAGAAGAACAAAGGCAGCUGGAGAUUCUUCAACAGCAGCUUCUCCAAGAACAAGCUCUUCUCCUGGAAUACAAACGGAAGCAGCUGGAGGAGCAGAGACAGGCUGAGCGGUUACAGCGGCAGCUGCAGCAGGAAAGGGCCUACCUUGUUUCACUGCAGCAACAGCAACAAGAGCCACGGCCUGCAGACAAAAAACAACUGUACCACUACAAAGACUCCGUCAACCCCAGUGACAAACCGGCCUGGGCCAAAGAGGUGAUGGAGAGAGCUCAGAGUAACUCCCCUCGAAUCCCUCCCAAGAAGCACCAUUCGUUUAACAGUCCUGGAGAAAAACGUGUCGGCCAACUCCUCCCUCUUGACAAGAGCUCCGCUAAUGAGCCCACGAGGCCCCCCUCCUACCCAGCAGCCUUCCACUCGAGAGAGAUAGAGCUGGCCAAGCCUCAGCUCAGGAUAGUCAGUGGGCCAAACGUUCCUAGAAUCCGUGUGUCUUGCGAGCCAGAUCCAUCCCAGCUGGUCAGGAUGGUCCAGCAACAUCUUGAGCAAGAGUCCCGGGGCCGCAAUCCCGGACACUCCAGCAAAGGGACUGAUAUUGAGAGAGACUUAGACGUCUCAAAGGUUGAGGAACGCUCCAAGCUGAACCGCCAGAGCUCUCCGGCUCUCCAGCACAAAGUGGCCAACCGUAUUUCCGACCCCUCCCUUCCUCCCCGCUCAGAGUCCUUCAGCAGUGGAGGCAUACAGCAGGCCCGGACACCUCCCAUGCACCACCCGGUAGAGCCUCAGAUGGCGCACCUGGUCUCUGUGAAGUCCCAUGGCUCUUCCAUGACAGGAUCCCAGUCGCUGCAUGAUCAGUCCUCUCAGGGCGUCUCAGCCUUCCAAGAGGGUCUGUCGCCUCACCGACCACCGAUGCCUCGGCAGAACUCUGACCCUACGUCAGAAACCCCCGCCCCACCACCUCGCAUUACCAGCCGAGAUGAGAAGUUUGACCGUAGUUCUUGGCUGAGACAGGAAGAUGAUGUCCCUCCAAAGGUGCCCCAAAGGACCACUUCCAUAUCCCCUGCACUGGUGAGAAAAAAUUCUCCAGGGAAUGGACCAGGAGGACUGGGACCGAGAACCGGAGCACAUCUGAUCCGAGCCAGUAACCCAGACCUGCGGAUUUCCGUGGAGUCGGCUCUCCAGAGAACCAGCAGUGGUAGUUCUUCUAGUUCUAGCACGCCCAGCUCUCAGGGCGGCUCCAGUGAGAGGAACCUGGUGGGAGGCUCCAGUAAACCUGAGGGAUCCCCAGCAGUGUCCCAAGAAUCCAAGCCCAAAUCCCAGGAGGAGAACAGGGAGGUGACCAGACCCAGCCGACCAGCGAGUUAUAAGAAAGCCGUAGAUGAGGAGGAGCUGGACCUCACUGCUCUGGCCAAAGAACUCCGUGAGCUACGAACCAAUGAGGAAACCAACCGGCCUCCCAGGAAAGUGAUAGAGUAUUCCUCAUCCAGUGAGGAAUCAGAUAGCAGUGAGGAGGAGGAUGGAGAAGGCGGGGCUCAUGAUGGAACUGUUCCCGUUAGUGAUAUUCCACGCAUCAUGCCUUCUGCUGGCCAGGGUGGCACCGACUCACUGGUCAACAAGGAGGAUUCUCAUGCCAAUGAUUCAUUUGGCAAAAAUUCACAAGACGGCACCCUGAUGAUGCGAGAGACGUUUUGGGAAAGCAAGCUCGGUCAUGCCGAGAGCAAUGGUUUCCCCUGUAACUCCAAUCUGCCUGAUCUAGUGCAGCAAAGCCACUCGCCUGGCGAGGGCCCUGGGCGGCUUUCUAGUGGGCUGGACCUGGACUCUGUGGCUGAAUUUGGGAUGGGGAGCGGGUCCAAAGCCUCCUUCACUCCUUUUGUGGACCCACGAGUGUAUCAGACCUCCCCCACAGAGGACGAUGAGGACAACCCUGCCUCAGCUCAUUUUACAGAUGAACUCCUACGGCAGGAGCAGGAACAGGAACAAGCUCGACUAAAUGAGGCUCGGAAAAUAUCUGUUGUUAAUGUCAAUCCCACCAAUAUCAGGCCACACAGUGACACACCGGAAAUCCGCAAGUACAAGAAGCGCUUCAACUCUGAGAUCCUGUGUGCGGCACUAUGGGGAGUGAAUCUGUUGGUAGGAACAGAAAAUGGGCUCAUGUUACUAGAUCGCAGUGGUCAGGGCAAAGUCUACAAUCUGAUCAACCGCAGGCGCUUUCAGCAGAUGGAAGUUCUGGAGGGUCUCAAUGUCCUGGUCACCAUAUCAGGCAAAAAGAAUAAACUGAGGGUCUACUAUCUGUCAUGGCUUAGAAACAGGAUACUUCACAAUGACCCUGAGGUAGAAAAAAAACAAGGGUGGAUUACCGUUGGUGACCUAGAGGGAUGUGUCCAUUAUAAAGUCGUCAAAUAUGAGAGGAUUAAGUUCUUGGUGAUUGCAUUGAAGAAUUCAGUGGAGAUUUAUGCCUGGGCUCCCAAACCCUACCACAAAUUCAUGGCUUUCAAGUCUUUCACAGAUCUUCAGCACAAGCCUAUGCUUGUGGACCUGACGGUGGAGGAGGGUCAGCGGUUAAAGGUUAUCUAUGGCUCCAGCGUUGGUUUUCAUGUGAUAGAUGUCGACUCUGGGAAUCCGUACGAUAUCUACAUUCCGUCCCACAUUCAGGGCAGUGUUACCGCUCACGCCAUUGUGGUGCUACCCAAGACCGACGGCAUGGAGAUGCUUCUGUGUUAUGAAGAUGAGGGAGUCUAUGUGAACACAUACGGCAGAAUCACUAAAGACAGAGCACAGCGACUGAAGUUCCUUUCGGAGAGAAACGAUAAAGUGUUCUUUGCCUCAGUCAGAUCAGGAGGCAGCAGCCAAGUUUUCUUCAUGACCUUGAACAGAAACUCCAUGAUGAAUUGGUAAUUCAUCCCCGCCCUUCCCUGCAUUGUAUCUGUGGACCUUUUCUACUUUAUUGAAAAGUGUGAAAAAAGGAAAGACAGGAAAAUCCAGGUGCGCUGGAUAAUCUGGCAGACGGCAAAAAGACCAAACCUUGCUGGGACCUUCUCAGAAGAGUCAAAAGACAAACCCAAAAUCCACACGCCCCCGCCCAACAACAAGGGGCGCCGGAGGAGAAGAACAACCGGUCUGCAUUAUUUUUAUGGCUCUUUUAUUAACAAGUGUAGGGUUCUGGUGUUUUUGUCCUUACAAAUCUCUAUCUAGAUUCUUCUGGAGGUGAAGACUGGAAAUAUGGGGAAUAAGACCCACAGAGUAGAGUGAAUAUUUGUACUGUUAAGACACUUUUCGACAAUAAUUUAUCACGGUUGCGCUGAACGUCAGUAAACCUCCCUUGCGGGAUGAAUCCAUUGAGGCUGGUUUGUGUGAUCAACCUUUUUCUUUUUUAUGUUUCAGCUUGGAAUGCACACAGAUGUUUGUUUCAUGUGGAUAUCACUCUAAUGUCUGAUAUUUAAGACUUGUAUGAUACUUUGCCACAUUAUGUUGGAGCAGACACACUUCGGGCUGUCCACAGAAUGCCUUAAAUAUGAAUUUGCAAAGCUGCUCGGUUUUAUUUUCAAGUCUAUAAUAUAUUGAUGUUUAUGCAUCUAUAUUUCUGUAAGGAAAGGAAAAUGCUACUUUUUUGGAUGGAAAUCGAUGCCUGCUGAAAUGGACGUAUAACGGAACUAUAUAAUGAUUCUGAAUAUUCAUGCUGUGCAUUCCUAGUUUUAUCCCAAAGCUCUAUAGUAUUCACAUUUGGAGCCUGUGGUUUGGCACUGUAUUCCUAGUGCUCAGGGAGAUGGUGCUGUCGAUCAGACCUUUUUAUAUUCAUUUCCAUUGUCUUUACAACUUAUGUUAAAGGGAUAGUUCACUCUAAAAUUACAAUUCUGUUCUCAUGCCGUUCCAAAACUGUAAGACUUUUGUUCCUCAGUUACACAUAAAAAGAGAAGUUUAUUAGACUGUUCAAGCUGCUCUCUUCCAUACAAUGAAAGUAAUUGAAUUGAAAGUAAAUGAAAUUACAGACAAAAAAAAACAUCAUAAAAGUAGUCAAUAUGCACUGUAUUUUUAGUUUCUGAAGCCAUAUGAUGUUUUUGUGUGAGGAACAGGCUCAAAAAAGUUUUGUUCACAAAUAACAGUCUGGACAUUGACAAAAAUAUUGGAAAGACAAUAAGGCGAGUCAUUUUUGGGUGUUUUACUGGCCCUAUGAGAACUUGAAUUUCCAUAUGGAUUGGAUUAGACCGUAAUUUGUAUUUAAGGGUGAAACUGGUCUGCAGAGAUGAUUCUGGAACGCUUUAUCACCACAGUGCUAAGAAACCGUCUGAAUACUUCAACUGACUGGUAAAUACUACAGAGCUUUCUAUUGAAACAUAAAAAAGUACAUUAAGAUUCUGUUUAGAGUAUCACCGUUUCUUUGUAAGAGUGUGUGUAUGUGAAUGAAUGAUGAGAUGUAAUGCUUUCCACCAAUGAUACAAAAAUAACCAUUAACAUACCAGCAAUCUCAAUUGUUUUCGUAUCAGGAGUAACACGUGUCAUUAGAAUAAGAAUGUGCUGCAGUUUUGUAUUUUUGAGUUGGUUUUCUCAUGACUUUCAGCAAAGUGCAAUAAAGGCCAAGGGAAUCGAGCCUGGUGAGUCGAUUGCUCACCUCUCCUCAUGAUGGAUCUCCAACUCUUUCUAGAGGGACAUUCACUUCCACCCUCUGUAAAUAUCCACUUCCGUUUCGGAAAAGAGUCCUGCCUCCGAAUCGAAUGCAUAGGAACUGUGAGGAUGUGACAGAAAUGUGCGAUGCUGUUUGUGGUUCUGUAAGAUCCACCUCCUCCUCUGUGUGAAUCACAUGAAUCCGUGAACGAAGGGUAGUGUUUUGUGAGUAGAGCUUCCUUUUAGGCUACCUCGUUUCUGUUCACCUGUUGGAUCGGGGGGGUGGGGGAUUGUGUCUUUUUGAAAUGCAACCAGUAGAUCAGUGAAUUUUCAAUGUUAUUCACUUAUAAUAGGUAUUUUCAAUUGGCGAUGAGGAUGUUGUAAUUAACAAAUGUAAAAUAAGGCUAUUUUGUCAUUCCAUGUAGAUUCAGAGGUGAUUUGAGUGUAGAGCGCCAGACAGAAAUAUUCAGAAAUGGACACUUUUAAAAAACAAAACAAAAUCUUGGUGCAAUGUCUUGUGUAACAGCCAAAUCAAGCCUACACUUCAUAUUAGGGUGAUUCUUCAAUUAGGGCAACUUUUCGGUACCCACGGAUGAUUUUAAGGGAAAAUCUUUACAUUUUUCUUUCUUUUUGGUCUCUCUAAUAAUUUUUUUCCCCCUUAAAGAUGUGUUCAGUUUAUUUGUGAUUUAUUUAUACAUUUUUAUAGCUUUUUUUUUUUAUCCAAUACUACUGUCAUCACUGCCAUGCCAAGAAUUGUAUUUUAUCAAUUAAUUUUAUGAUUAUUUUUUUUUAGACCAAGCACACAACUGACAUUAUUUCAAAAUCCACUUGAUAAGUUAUAUGAAACUGUUUAAUGACGUUGCAUUUUUAGGAUUACACAAACACAAAAAUGCCUCUUAACUGCAGAAUCGCACAUUAAUAGACUUGAAGUCCUUCCAAAUGACGUGGCAUUUUAUUCAAAUAGGUGGAAUCAUGAAAUAACAGUCCUUUAUAUACUUAUAUAUAUUUUCAUUACAGUUCUGUAAGGGCAAUAGAGUGUGAAAUUCACUCGACACAACUAGGAUCUUUUGAGACUUCAUGUUUUUUGUCCAUCAAACUGUGAACUGAGUGGAUGUGUGUGUGCAGGUGGGAAAUACUUAUGGGGUCUUUCCAUUCAUUUUAUCAACACGGCUGUGAGGUUGGUUGAUUUCUUCAUCUCAUGCACCACCUUCAGUGGUGGAAAGUCUUUUGAUGUGUGCUUGACCUUAUUUUCUUUCUUAAUAUGGACAUUAAUACUGUAAGUACAUCCUUUAUAUUCAGGCUGAGCGAGUUGUUUUAUUUCUGUAUUUCUCUUAUUUUUUGUGUAUUAAAAUUUGAGAUUUAUAGCACAA
Molecule: messenger RNA, 7566 nt
Organism: Sinocyclocheilus anshuiensis
Lineage: Eukaryota; Metazoa; Chordata; Actinopteri; Cypriniformes; Cyprinidae
Product: traf2 and NCK-interacting protein kinase-like
Exons: 34
Coding region: 251-4492 (1413 amino acids)
Biological process (GO): protein phosphorylation
Cellular component (GO): cytosol
Molecular function (GO): protein kinase activity; ATP binding
Source: RefSeq, a predicted model, not a curated record